Molecule: messenger RNA, 2118 nt
Organism: Cinclus cinclus
Lineage: Eukaryota; Metazoa; Chordata; Aves; Passeriformes; Cinclidae
Gene: MTMR11
Product: myotubularin related protein 11
Exons: 14
Coding region: 1-2118 (705 amino acids)
Source: RefSeq, a predicted model, not a curated record
AUGAGCGGUGUCCCGGGCGGCCGCCCCCCGACCUUCUCCGGGCUCCCAGGUAGGGCCGGGACGGGGGCCGAGGGUCCUGGGGAGGCUCGGGGCGCUCGGACCCCUGAGCCAGUGUCGGUCCCCGCAGGGGAGCGGGUGCUCGAGGAGGCGGCGGGCGCCCGGCAGCGCUGCGGGAGCGGCGGCGGCUCCGUUCCGGGGACGCUGCUCUGCACCGAUCGCCGCCUCGCCUUCCUGCCCGGCCAGGCUCCUGGCUCCCGUGGCCUCCUCCACUGUGAGGGUGAGGUGGCCCUGCCCUGCAUCCAUAAGCUGGUGGCAGCCAGCAGCUUCUCCAAGCCCAAGGUGCUGACAGCCGCCUCCACCCUCAAGUUCAUCCCUGAGGAACUCGCUGUCUUCUGUAGGGAUUUCCGCCUGCUCCGCUUCUACUUCCCUGGGAAUGGGUUGGCUCCGCAGGCGUUCCGGGUGGCCAAUGCCAUCGCACAGGCACGGGAGGCGGCUGCGUGGCUGGGGGAUGCUGCCAAGGAACACGAUGGCUGGUCCUACCCUGGCGAAGACCCCCCGGAGGAAGAGGAGGAGGAGGAGGAGGAAGGCUCAUCCACCAUGCUACUCUUCGAGAGCCUGCGGGACUGGGAGAAGGAGCUGCGUCGUCUUGGCGCAGUGGGCUGGAGGGUGAGCGCCGUCAACGAGCGCUUUGACAUGGCCCCCAGCCUCCCCCAGUACCUGUGGGUGCCCAGCGGGCUUCUGGACCAUGACCUCAAGCGAACCUUUGCCCACUUCCAGGAGCGCCGGGUGCCUCGCCUGUGCUGGCACCACCCGGGUGGGGGGGACCUGCUGAGAGCCGCCAGCUUUCACCCGGCCUCAGAGCCAGGCAGUGAGGACAUGAGGUGCCUGGAGGCGCUGCUGCUGGGGGACCGCGGGCCCUGCGUGCUGGCCGAUGUGGCGGAGCUGCCCACGCUCGCUGACAUCCAGCUCGCCCACAUGAGGCUGCGGGAGCUCUGCCUGCCUGGUGCGGUGGCAGAGGAGAAGUGGCUCUCGGCCCUGGAGGGGACACGCUGGCUGGACCAUGUCCGCACCUGCCUGAGAAAAGCUGUGGAGGUGGUGUCGCUGCUGGCAGGGAAGUGCUGCUCCGUGGUCCUGCAAGAGCCCUCGGACCGGGACCUGAACUGCCUCCUGGCCUCUCUGGUGCAGCUUCUGGGGGACCCCCACGCCCGCUCCCUGCCUGGCUUCCAGAGCCUGGUGCAGCGGGAGUGGGUGGCAGCUGGACACCCCUUCCCAGACCGGCUGGGGCUGCUCUGCCGGGAAACCCCUCGAGAGGAGGCCCCCGUGUUCCUGCUGUUCCUGGACUGCACGUGGCAGCUCCUGUGGCAAUUCCCAGCAGAUUUUGGCUUCACUGAGGCUUUUCUCCUGGCACUCCACGACAGCAGCUUCAGCCCCUACUUCAGCACUUUCCGCUUCAGCUGCCAGCGCCAGCGGGGCCACAGCAGCAUGCCCCGGCACCCCAGCCAGACCUACCGGCCCAUCGGGGGCUGGCCGGACCCUGGGGGGCUCAGGGGAAGCCCCCGCACCUGCACCUUCCCCCCGGUCUGGGCCUGGGGGCGGCGCUACACCCGGCAGCAGCAGGAGCAGUUCCGGAACCCAGUGGGACCCCCGGCCCCUGCUGAGUCCCUGGCCCCAGGCACGGCCCUAAUCCCUACUCCCUCUCAUCCCUCAGCCCAGCUGGAUAUCCCUCCAUUUUUCCUAAUCCCUGUUUUGUCCCUUUCCCAGCCUGGAGACCCCUGCCUGUGGAGGGGGUCCAGGCUGGUGCUGGCACUGGCCAAGGGCUCAUUGUGCCCCCACCCCCUGCCCUGGUGGAGCCGCCCUCCCCUGCGCCCCCCACACCGGGUGUCCCCAUCAGAGAGCCAGGGGAUGCAAAGGGGGCUCUUGGGGGCCUGCAAGCCCCUGCCGGGGCUGCUCCUGCCCUGCACUGCUGGGCCAUGCAUCCGGCUGUGGCACCGCUGCUACCUCAGGGGGCUGCCCCAGGAACAGCGUGGGCGCUUGGCCCCAUCCGUGGCCGGGCUGGCUGAGGAGCUGGAGCUGCUCCAGGACCGGCUCCAUGCCUGGAACACGCAGAGACCCCACUGA